Molecule: messenger RNA, 1390 nt
Organism: Ixodes scapularis (black-legged tick)
Lineage: Eukaryota; Metazoa; Arthropoda; Arachnida; Ixodida; Ixodidae
Product: alanine aminotransferase 2-like
Exons: 11
Coding region: 26-1222 (398 amino acids)
Biological process (GO): biosynthetic process
Molecular function (GO): L-alanine:2-oxoglutarate transaminase activity; pyridoxal phosphate binding
Source: RefSeq, a predicted model, not a curated record
UGCUGCUUGCGCGCUGCCGCAGCUUAUGGAAGAAAGUUGGCUGCCCAGUGACGUGGUGUCAAGAGCUCGUUUGAUCCUCGACCAUUGUCCCGGAAACAGCGUCGGAUCCCUAAUGUUCAAGGGAGUUAGCAUUAUUCGUCAACACGUGGCCCAAUACAUCAGUGAACGGGACGGCGUUCAGGCUCAUAUGAACGAUGUGUUCAUUUGUUCCGGAGUGUUCCACGGCGCAACGUUGGUGAUGAACGUGCUGAAGGAGUGCAAGAACGGAAAGCCGCCCGGCGCCAUGACCUGCAUGCCCCAGUACGUGGCGUUCCACCAUUUUUUCGAUGAGUUCGGAUUUCAGAAGAUUCUUUAUUACCUCGACGAAAACAAUGGCUGGGCUCACAGUAUCUCCAGAAUGCAGAGGUCACUUGACGCAUCCCGGAAGUUCUGCGAGCCGCGUUUCCUGUUCGUUGUCAAUCCUGGCAACCCAACAGCAACGGUCCUCUCAGCCGAGAGAAUCGUGGACAUCAUCCGGUUUUCUUACCAAAACAACCUAAUAAUUCUAGCUGAUGAGGUGUUUGAGCACAACAUCUACACGGAGCAUGCCCCAUUUCACAGUUUUCGUAAGGUUAUGCACAAGAUGGGAGAUCCCUGGUCCAAAACACAGCUCAUCACCUUCAAUUCAUUAUCGAAGGGUAUCAUGGCAGAAGACGGUCUACAAUGUGGCUACUUUGAGAUCGUGAACCUGAAUGGAGACGACGAAAAGAGACUUCUGAAAGCUGUGGUUGAGCUGCUGCCCUCAACUCUCUCGCAGGUGGCUUUGGAUUGUCUCGUCAAACCUCCCCAGCUUGGUGACCCAUCGUACGACUUAUACCUCAAGGAAAAGAACACGAUCCUAGAGUCCCUCAAGAAUCGAGCGGAGCUGGUACAAAACACAUUGAACAGCAUUGAAGGGUUCUACUGCAGCCCCAUUCAGGGGGCCAUGUGCGCCUUCCCUCGAGUUUUACUACCACAAAAAGCUAUCGACAAAGCAAAGAGUCUUGGUCAGGAGCCCAGCUAUUUCUAUGCGAGUCAAUUGCUCGAGAAAAAAGGUGUGUGCGUGACACCAGGCAGCGCGUUUGGCCAACUCCCGGGAACCUGCCAUUUCCGGGUUACCAUACUUCCACCAAUGGCAAAGCUCCUGGACAUGCUUGGCCGAAUCAAGGACUUCCAAGAAGAACUCACGAAUCAAUACAAAUGAAUAUAGCCACGGUGGCCGAAGCGGGUUGCUCAAUGUAAAAAAAAGUUGUUGAACGAGAGCUGAGGAGUAAAAUAAAACGGUGGUCCAUCCAAGAAAUUACACGAUACCGCUUUUUUUGCUAUUUGGACUGGACUUUCAGUAAACUCAUCUGUGCAUAAAGCUUUUAGU